UUUACCAAAAAAAAGUGUAUCAUGUAGUUAAGUUGUAGAAAGUAUAUCAUACCGUUCAUCUGUUUCCUUAUGAUGCAAAAGGCAUAAUCUCCAGUGAACUUUGUUUGCGUUGAGCCCCUGCACUGUUCUGUUAUUGCAAUACUUAUCUAUCACUGUGCGCAGCUAUGGAUUUUUCUGUAAUAAGGAUACACUUAUUCCGCAAACAAGUUGGGAUUUUCUUCUAUCCAUUUCAGCUACUGGGACUCCUGAUACCUUUAGUGAACGGGAUUGUUCCCUUUCAGGACACCUUCAAUGACAAACUUGCUUAUGGCAGGGACAACGACUAUUCUUACUCUACGCAAGUGCCGCAACGAUGCGGCAUACCAAACACCCUUCCUUCACAGCCAGGCCAACCGGCAGCGAGUGAAGGCGUGUGGUACAGCUACCGUCAGACCCCGCCCAUUCCGGUCAAUUCCUACUACGUGGACGUGGGCAUUCAGCAGACGCACGAGCCAGGCACCGGGCAGGCGGCAGAGACCCAGUGGUUUCAGCUGAUGCAGUACCGCAGCGACAACCGCACCUGCACGUAUUCCUUUUGGUCGGGGUACCAACUGGCGGACGGUCGACAGCUGGGCGAGAUAUCGUCCGAUCAGGAUGGCUAUAUACCCAGACCAGAUAACUACAUCGCCACGUACUACGACUUCAGCGUCUUCGGCUUCGACUAUCAAUGCGCCCAGCCGAACUACACCAGCGGAUUCUGCGAUAAGCCGGUAUUUUACAUACAGACACGUGAGCGGCCCGAUGAACUAUCGGCCGACGUCAUGCAGAGAAUCGACGACACCGUUAGUUCUAUCCUGAAGCCGUAUUGCUUGACGCUUAACGAUGUUCCGAAAACAAUUUACACCAAAGAUUUACCACUGUGCCCUUUGAUCGACCCACCGGAUUGUUUUGAGAAGAAAAUACAGGGUUAUUCCGACCUUCCUGUUCCCAGUCAAAAGUGUGGUUUCCCUCUUGCAAUUCCUCCUUGGGAAAAGCACAUACCGGAAAAAGUACAGGGAGCGUGGUAUUUGUACCGGCAAAUUGCGCCCAGUCAGUCGUCGAACAUCCUCAACAACAUUUACGCUUCGUAUGGUCUCAAAGAUACUGCUGUACCUUUCACGGAUAUCUAUGCCGAAUAUCAGUGGCUACCCAGUUCCUAUUACUCCACGCCGGAUGGGGGCGUAACAUACAUCUGCCAGUACGACCACUGGAUCAGUCGUGUGGGUGCGGAUGGCAGCCAGAUGAUCAUGGACUACGCGUCCGAGAGUGUUCCGCCCUACGCUCCCAACCCAGAAAUCCAUGUGAUGGCCAUAGUGUACGAUUACAAUAAAUACUCCAUCGACUACGGGUGUGCCAAACCCAACCUGAAUACAAGAAUCUGCGAAGCCCCGAUAAUUUACGUUGCCACACUCGUCCGACCCACCAAGUUAUCGUCCAGCGACAAAGCGGACAUUGACCGGAUUCUGGAUACUAUUUUCGCACCCUACUGCCUAUCGUCAGCGGAUAUUCCGCUGCAGCCGUACGACGAUAACCGACCCGACUGCAUCUUAGCAAAUCCCGUGGGCUGUGCCAAUGCGUCCAUGCAGGUCAUGGGCGUGGACAUAAAUGCUGUAUUAAACGGAAGUACUGGGCGCUAACCUGUCCUUGCUUUGUUUCUGGUGUUAAAGUUUGUACGCUUCCGGAAAAAAUGCACAUUUUAAAAAGGUUGACUAUAUGAUAACAAAUAUUAUAAGCGUAAUUCACAUCUACUAUUAGUCCGUGAUAAACUGAACAGGUACACAGUUCCGUGUACUUUUUAUGCACAAGUACAACCGAGGGUCAAAAAAGUGAUGCUUCAUUUUUGCGCUUAUUACGCAAGCAGGCGCUUCUCAACGAACUUUGUUCUAGUGAUUUACAGUAUAUACAUUCGAUGUGUUCGUGUUGCACUCUAGCUGUUGACUUUAUUAAUAAACUGUU
Molecule: messenger RNA, 1974 nt
Organism: Paramacrobiotus metropolitanus
Lineage: Eukaryota; Metazoa; Tardigrada; Eutardigrada; Parachela; Macrobiotidae
Exons: 6
Coding region: 165-1655 (496 amino acids)
Source: RefSeq, a predicted model, not a curated record